Molecule: messenger RNA, 2644 nt
Organism: Salvia hispanica
Lineage: Eukaryota; Viridiplantae; Streptophyta; Magnoliopsida; Lamiales; Lamiaceae
Source: RefSeq, a predicted model, not a curated record
GCACACUCGAACUACGGCUCUACAACGCGCCGCCUCCUUCAACCCCAAUUUACAUACCUUUUCUCAUUAGUAGCAGAAAACACAGAAAGAGUUUUGAAAGCCAUGCCGUCAAUGGCCUCCAACAACGCUGAUCACACUGCCACAAUCAAUCAUCCCAAUGGCUCUAAACCGGACUUUAUGGCCAGGAGGCAACAAAUCGAGAAGCACAGGAAAGCUCUGCCGAUUGCUGCGGUCGAAAAGAGGCUAGUGGAGGAGGUUCGGAAUAACGAUGUUCUAAUUAUUGUUGGGGAAACUGGCAGUGGGAAGACAACACAGUUACCGCAGUAUCUAUUUAAUGGAGGGUUUUGCCGCAAUGGUGGAGUAAUUGGGGUAACUCAACCCAGACGCGUUGCUGCUGUUACAGUUGCUAAAAGGGUUGCUGAGGAAUGUGGAGUAACAUUAGGACAAAAGGUUGGAUAUGCCAUUAGAUUUGAUGAUACCACUUCUGCUUCAACAAGGAUAAAAUACAUGACAGAUGGCUUGUUACUCAGGGAAGCAUUACUGGAUCCAUAUCUCUCUAAAUAUUCAGUUAUUGUUGUGGAUGAGGCUCAUGAGAGAACAGUUCACACUGAUGUAUUACUUGGUCUAUUGAAGACCGUUCAAAAAACAAGGUCACAGGGUGUUAGUAAGACCGUUCAUAAUCAACCUAUAGAAGCUGAGAAUGGCAUAAAGUUGGAAAAAGAGAACGUGGUUGAAUCCACCAGCAUUCUGAAGCCUAAUCAAGGCAAAAAUUUAUCCCCAUUGAAGUUAAUUAUUAUGUCUGCCAGUCUGGAUGCAAAAAUCUUUUCCGAUUAUUUUGGUGGUGCUAGGGCUGUGCAUGUCCAAGGCCGACAAUAUCCUGUUGAUGUACUGUACACUCAUCAACCAGAGACUGAUUACGUAGAUGCAACAUUGAUUACUAUUUUUCAGAUACAUCUAGAGGAAGGACCAGGUGAUAUACUUGUGUUCUUGACUGGACAAGAGGAGAUUGAAUCUAUUGAAAGGCUCAUCCAGGAGCGCCUUCCAAAGUUGCCUGAGAGCAAAUGCAAGCUUCUGGUUAUUCCGAUAUUUGCAUCUCUUCCGUCAGAGAAACAAAUGAAAGUUUUCAUGCCUCCACCUAAUGGUUACCGCAAGGUAAUAUUAGCUACUAAUAUUGCUGAGACAUCAGUAACGAUACCUGGCAUCAGGUAUGUCAUUGACCCCGGAAUGGUCAAAGUACGCACAUAUGAUGCUUCUACUGGGAUUGAGCCAUUGAUCAUUGUUAAAACCUCAAAAGCUCAAGCACUUCAGCGGAGUGGUCGUGCUGGCCGAGAAGGACCUGGAAAAUGCUACCGCCUUUAUCCGGAGAAUGAAUUUUACAAACUGAAAGCUUCUACAACACCUGAAAUUAAAAGAUGCAACCUUGCAAAUGUAAUUUUGCAGCUUAAAGCUCUAGGUGUUGAUGAUAUUCUUGGUUUCGACUUCAUUGAAGAACCAGACAGGAUGGCCAUCGUCAAGUCAAUGGAGCUGUUAAUCUUGUUAGGUGCUCUUGCGGAAGGAAGUAAAUUGUCUGAUCCAGUUGGUCAUCAAAUGGCCAGGCUUCCACUGGAUCCUAUUUAUUCUAAGGCUCUUGUUGUUGCCAAUCAAUUUAACUGCUUGGAAGAAAUGUUAAUAAUUGUUGCAUUGCUCUCAGUCGAAUCCAUAUAUUAUGCUCCCCGUGAAAAGUUGGAAGAGUCACGAACUGCCUUGAGAAGCUUUUCAAGUUUAGAGGGCGAUCAUUUGACGUUACUAAAGAUAUAUCGUGCUUCUGAUGAGUUUUUGGAGAAGAGCAAGCUGGUAGGCAGUCCUGACAAGGCUGAAAAGAAACUCAGAAAAUGGUGCAAGCAGAACUUCAUCAACAGCCGCUCUUUAAAACACGCCCGUGAUAUUCAUAUUCAAAUACGAAGGAAUGUGGAGCAAAUGGGUUUUUCUGUCACUUCAUGUGGGGAUGACACUCUUCAAAUGCGCAGAUGCCUAGCUGCUUCGUUUUUCCUAAAUGCAGCUUUGAAGCAGCCUGACGGUACUUACAGGGCUUUGUCUUGUGGUCUGGCAGUGCAGAUUCAUCCUUCGUCUGUAUUAUUCCGGAUGAAGCCUGAAUGCAUAAUCUUCAAUGAAUUAGUCCGGACUAAUCAGAACUAUGUCCGGAAUGUUUCUACCAUAGACUACUUGUGGUUACCCGAGCUGGCUCCUCAAGUCUAUGCCUUACCAGAAUAGUUCUCCCAGUGAAACUCUCUGGUGCGGCAGCACCCGGUCUCUGCACACUACUGGCACGUUGAAAUGAAGGGAAUUCUUAGAAGCACAACAUCACACAGCAUAAAUGGGAGGCGAAGGCCGCCCCUUUACUCAGUAACUCAACGCAAACACAAUAGUUGCAGCUAAAGUUGAAUCAUGUCAACCAUCACCAGUAAGCAUAUAUAUGUCUUGGUGUUCUCUAGCUGGUUACCGGCGGCUGAAUUCACCCUGCCCAGAUGCAAAAAACCUCGACUAUUUGUUGUAAGAACAUGUUUUUGAUAUGACAUUGGGUAAAUAUCUUUGUACGUUUAACCACAACUAGGGCCAUUGUUUGUUCUCUUAUAAUAAUUGAAAUUCGAAGGUUGCUCUUUCUGUU